Molecule: messenger RNA, 1153 nt
Organism: Zea mays
Lineage: Eukaryota; Viridiplantae; Streptophyta; Magnoliopsida; Poales; Poaceae
Product: eucaryotic initiation factor 7
Exons: 5
Coding region: 137-787 (216 amino acids)
Biological process (GO): translational initiation
Cellular component (GO): cytoplasm; eukaryotic translation initiation factor 4F complex
Molecular function (GO): translation initiation factor activity; RNA 7-methylguanosine cap binding
Source: RefSeq, marked validated
UCUCUCCGUUUUUCCCCUUCGCGUAUCUUCGUCCGCCGCAACCCUUCACGUAUCGUCUCUCUCUCACACGGUCACACCCUGACCUCCCCCCUCCCCCUCCCAGAAAAGACCCCUCGAAAAACGGCGGCGCUGCGACAUGGCGGAGGUCGAGGCUCCAGCUACUGCGGUCGAGGCUCCAGCUGCUGCGGUCGCGACGACGACCCCUGAGGUGGCGGCGCCCGAGGCCGGAGCCGCUACGGAGGCGAAGGGUCCGCACAAGCUUCACCGGCAGUGGACCUUCUGGUACGACAUCCAGACGAAGACCAAGUCCGGGGCUGCGUGGGGCACCUCCCUCAAAAAGGCCUACACCUUCGACACCGUUGAGGAGUUCUGGAGCAUGUAUGAUCAGAUUUUUCGUCCAAGCAAGUUGUCUGGGAAUGCUGAUUUUCAUCUAUUCAAGGCUGGAGUAGAGCCAAAAUGGGAAGACCCAGAGUGUGCAAAUGGUGGCAAAUGGACUGUCCCAUGCAACAGAAAGGCAACCUUUGAGACCAUGUGGCUUGAAACGUUGAUGGCUCUUAUUGGGGAGCAGUUUGAUGAAACAGAGGACAUUUGUGGAAUUGUUGCUAGUGUCCGUGCAAGAGGAGAUAAGCUGGCAUUAUGGACUAGGACUGCCAGCAAUGAAGCUGUCCAGGUAAACAUUGGCAAGAAGUGGAAGGAUGUCAUCGACUACAACGACAAGAUCACGUACACUUUCCAUGACGACUCUAAGAGAGACAAGCCCAGCAGAGGUGGGCGGUACACCGUGUAAGCUGGACGUCAAGAAGGCCGUUGCUUUGGAUUGGAAGUGGAGAGCGGAGGUGGGGAUUUUCUUCUGGGAUCGUCGCCGACUUUCGUUUGAUUCAGCUUUUACACGAGGCAGUUUUCGCCGCUAUUACAAUGUUAUUUUCCUCUCAGACAGCUUAUGUGGUACAAGAAAGAGACGUUGGAGACAUUGACGGUUUCUGUAUGGCACUAGAUUUCUAUCUUAAUAUGGCCCCCCCGGUUCAGUAGCAACCCCAACGAGUCAUUUGCUUUUUGGAGAUCCCUGCAAUGCAUGGCCAUGUUUUAGAUCUUAUAUAUAUUGUACUGUAUAUAAAACGUUUGUGAUCUGUGGAGCCAUUGGCACCUUGCAUGC